ACCAUCGACACGUCACCAGUGUUGUUGUGAAGAUGGAGGAGCUCCACCAGCACCACGCGCACCACCACCAUCAUCAUCAUCACUUCUCCAUGUGUUCCUGCGACUUCAUCAGGUUACUGUGGUCCCUGGUGGUUCCCUGUGCCUACCUGAGCCUCCUGCUGACCCUGGUCCUCCUGCUGCUGGUGCUCGGGGUCCGCGUGUGGCUGCGGGGCCGCCGCACGGCCCGCCGGGCUCAGGCAGGCAGCAGCGGCCCCGCGGUGGCGUUCUUCCACCCGUACUGCAGCGCCGGAGGAGGCGGGGAGCGGGUCCUGUGGUGCUCCCUGAGGGCCCUCAUGCACCGAUACCCGAGCGUCUCCUUCGUGGUCUACACGGGCGACCAGGGCGUGACCGGCGAGCAGAUUCUAGACGGAGCGCGGCAGCGUUUCAACGUCACGCUGCCUCGACCGGUGACCUUCGUCUUCCUGCAUCACCGCACGCUGGUGGAGGCCACUUCCUACCCGCACUUCACGCUGCUGGGCCAGAGCAUCGGCUCCAUGUUCCUCGGCUGGGAGGCUCUGACAGCCUUUGCCCCCGACCUGUACGUGGACUCGAUGGGCUACGCCUUCACCCUGCCCAUCUUCCGCUACUUGGGAGGCUGCAAGGUGGCGAGCUACGUCCACUAUCCCACCAUCAGCACCGACAUGUUGUCUGUGGUCAGAGAGAGGAACCCCAGGUUCAACAACGCCGACUUCAUCUCCAGGAACCCCGUGCUGAGCGCGCUGAAGGUGGUGUACUACUGCUGCUUCGCGCUGCUGUUCGGCCUGGCCGGGUCCUGCAGCGACAUCAUCAUGGUGAACUCCACCUGGACGCUGGGACACAUCCUGGCUCUGUGGCGCUCGCCGAGCCGCACCAGCAUCGUCUACCCGCCCUGCGACGUCAGGGCUUUCCUGGACAUCCCGUUGGAGGACGAGGAGGAUGGGACGGAGGAGGAUGAGACGGGGGAGGGCUGGGAAGAGCUCGGGAGUGAAGAGGGAGGAGGAGGAGGAGGAGGAGAGAGGAAGUGCCACACCGUGGUGUCGGUGGGUCAGUUCAGGCCGGAGAAAGACCACCGGCUGCAGAUUCAGGCGUUCAGCAAGCUGCUGGACAGGAGAGGGGAGGGGCCCGGAGGGCGGGAGUCGCUGCGGCUGGUGCUGAUCGGCGGAUGCCGGAACCAGGAGGACGAGGAGAGAGUGCUGAUGCUGCGGGGGCUCUGCCAGGAGCUGGGUGUGUCGGACCGGGUCGACUUCAAGCUGAACGUCCCGUUCGAGGAGCUGAAGAGGGAGCUGGUGGGCGCCACCGUCGGCCUGCACACCAUGUGGAACGAGCACUUUGGGAUAGGCGUGGUGGAGUGCAUGGCCGCGGGCACCGUCGUCCUCGCGCACAAGUCCGGCGGACCGAAGAUGGACAUCGUGGUGCCGUACGAGGGUGGACCGACGGGCUUCCUGGCCGACAGCGAGGACGGCUACGCCGCCGCCAUGGAGACCAUCCUGGCGUUGUCGCCCGCAGCCAGACUGGAGAUCCGACGGAACGCCCGGCGCUCCGUGGAGCGGUUCUCCGACCAGGAGUUCCAGGCGUGUUUCCUCGCCGCCAUGGAGCCUCUGACGUGUGAACUGGAGCGAUGACGGGCUGAAGCAGACGAGGCCGCUGACCGACCAGCUCCUCCUCCGAGGAUCACGAACAGACCAGAGCUUCCCGUCACUGUCAUGGCGUCUCAUUCCCAAGGAAAAAUGAACAGGAAAAGGACGUUGACAUUGUAAGGACGUGUCUCUGCUGGACAACUAGAGUGAAAACUGUCCCACUGCGAUGAAUUAGCAAAAACUUCGAGUGUCAAACUCAUGUGAGUGAAAGUCCUCAGGUGUUUUCACUGGAAACAAGACGAUCAAAGAGAAACAUGGAGGAGCAACAACAUCAACCUCCAAACUGAUAGAAUUUAAUCACCUACUUAAAGAACCCCCGACAGUCACGUUUUAAAGUAUAUAUAAAGAAUCUGCUAUGCCUAAUAUUUUGUUUAACAUUGUUUACCUCUGAAAUGUGUCUGGAAACCAUGGAAUCUCUCUCCCUCAUCGAGGAAUUCUGAGACUAUGAAUAUUUUAGCGGACAGAGACAGAAGAAAAACACUUUUUUGAGUAGAGGGGGACUUAAUGGGUCAUGAAAAUUAGUUUGACGUUUCCUGGCUUGACUGUUGAAUUUAAUCUGAAGGGAUUCUAAAUUUUGUUUUUCUCUUGAAGACUUACAAACCUUGUUGCUGGGUGACGGAGAAAUCUCUCUUAUUUAUUUAGAUGUUGUUUGACUUCCUGCAUUCCUGUUUGUGAUGGAAAUACAAUAACGUGUAAAAAUAAAAGAAAUUGAAAUCA
Scophthalmus maximus (turbot) is the source of this 2372-nucleotide messenger RNA. Its product is annotated as GDP-Man:Man(3)GlcNAc(2)-PP-Dol alpha-1,2-mannosyltransferase. Gene Ontology annotation, molecular function: GDP-Man:Man(3)GlcNAc(2)-PP-Dol alpha-1,2-mannosyltransferase activity. Gene Ontology annotation, biological process: protein N-linked glycosylation. The transcript has 6 exons. The coding region runs from base 33 to 1640 and encodes 535 amino acids. The record is from RefSeq and is a predicted model, not a curated record. Gene Ontology annotation, cellular component: endoplasmic reticulum membrane. Lineage: Eukaryota; Metazoa; Chordata; Actinopteri; Pleuronectiformes; Scophthalmidae.